Molecule: messenger RNA, 1128 nt
Organism: Durio zibethinus
Lineage: Eukaryota; Viridiplantae; Streptophyta; Magnoliopsida; Malvales; Malvaceae
Product: ER membrane protein complex subunit 7 homolog
Cellular component (GO): EMC complex
Molecular function (GO): carbohydrate binding
Source: RefSeq, a predicted model, not a curated record
AAAAAUUCAACAAAUUUCCAAAAUCUGGGAAAACCACAACUGCUUGUACUAGUUUUCAUCGAAGCUCUCGAAUUUCAGCUGCUAUGGCACUGAUCUCACGAUUCCUCUUGCUUGUGCUUCUCUUUACAGCACUGGUGGUUUCAUCAGGGUCUGGAGAUGGGUUCACCAUCAAUGGUCGAGUAAAGAUCCCCCAAGGUCUGGGUACAAAAGGGUUUGCUUUGCCCGGAAGAACGUCAAAUAUCAAAGUUAUACUCAAUGGUGGCCAAAACGUUACCUUUCUGAGACCUGACGGAUCCUUUUCAUUUCACAAUGUACCAGCAGGGACUCAUUUGAUUGAAGUGGCUGCAAUUGGCUAUUUCUUUUCUCCAGUUAGAGUUGAUGUUAGUGCUAGAAACCCAGGCAAGGUACAGGCAGCAUUGACAGAGAACAGGAGGGGUCUCAGUGAAUUGGUUUUAGAACCAUUGAGAGAUGAACAAUAUUACGAGAUCAGGGAACCUUUCUCCAUAAUGUCUGUUGUAAAAAGCCCAAUGGGUCUCAUGGUGGGAUUUAUGCUGGUGGUUGUGUUUUUAAUGCCCAAAUUAGUGGAAAACAUGGAUCCUGAAGAAAUGAGGCGAGCACAAGAAGAAAUGAGAAACCAAGGGGUUCCCUCUUUGGCUAAUUUGUUACCAGGAGGUGGCAGGAAUUAAGUAUUGCUUAGGAGCCAUGAACUUCAUGUUUGGCAAAAAAGUGAGGGACGAUUCAAAUAUCAAUCUGGAUUAGUCUUUUAGUCUAAUAUUCCUUGUUUGGCUGAUGAAAGAAUGGAUGAUACCCUUUGACUUCUUGGAGCAUCUCAAAGAUUAUGUAGUUUUACUUUAUAGUUGUCGAACACAUUCUGGGAUUUUACUCUGUGUUAUCAUCUAUUCAAUGUUCUGAUGCUCUGAUGUCAAGAAAAAGUAUUAAUUUUGUUUUAGACAUCAUGGUUUUUGUUUCCUCGAGGAAUAGGCAAUACUCAUUUUUGAAUGAAUGUUCUCUCUAACCCAUUGUUCGUGGCUGCCCAGCAUGUAACUUUAAACCCAAUGAACUGUUUUGUAACUAAAGAUAACAUAAGGGCUGCGUUACAGCAUGCAUCUCGAAACCCACUUUUUAAUU